Molecule: messenger RNA, 759 nt
Organism: Lemur catta (Ring-tailed lemur)
Lineage: Eukaryota; Metazoa; Chordata; Mammalia; Primates; Lemuridae
Product: glutathione S-transferase P
Exons: 7
Coding region: 49-681 (210 amino acids)
Biological process (GO): glutathione metabolic process
Cellular component (GO): cytosol
Molecular function (GO): glutathione transferase activity
Source: RefSeq, a predicted model, not a curated record
GCGCGAGCCGCGGGGCCUGCGCCAGAACUCCGCCGCCUGCGCAGCACCAUGCCGCCCUACACCGUCGUCUACUUCCCCGUUCGAGGGCGCUGCGAGGCCCUGCGCAUGCUACUGGCGGACCAGGGCCAGAGCUGGAAGGAGGAGGUGGUGACUGCAGAGACCUGGCAGCAGGGCUCACUCAAGGCCUCCUGUCUGUAUGGGCAGCUCCCCAAGUUCCAGGAUGGAGACCUCACCCUGUACCAGUCCAAUGCCAUGCUGCGUCACCUGGGGCGCUCCCUCGGGCUAUAUGGGAAGGACCAGCGGGAGGCAGCCCUGGUGGACAUGGUGAACGACGGCGUGGAGGACCUGCGCUGCAAAUACAUCAGCCUCAUCUACACCAACUACGAGGCGGGCAAGGAUGACUACGUGAAGGCACUGCCGGGGCAGCUGAAGCCUUUUGAGACGCUGCUGUCCCAGAACCAGGGAGGCCAGGCCUUCAUUGUGGGCAACCAGAUCUCCUUCGCUGACUACAACCUGCUGGAUCUGUUGCUGAUCCAUGAGGUCCUGGCUCCCGGCUGCCUGAAUGCAUUUCCCCUGCUCUCAGCCUAUGUGGCACGCCUCAGUGCCCGGCCCAAGCUCAAGGCCUUCCUGGCCUCCCCUGAUCACGUGAACCGCCCCAUCAACAGCAACGGGAAACAGUGAGGGCCUGUGGGACCCUCAGGGGAGGCAGAGCCUGCUUGCCUGCCUUUCCCCAGGACCAAUAAAAUUUCUAAGACAGCA